CGUUGAAGUGUCGACGGCGGAUGUUUCGUUUGGGCUUGUUGAACAGCGACAUUUUGCUAUUGAAAAACUAUUUGCGAGUACGAACGAUUGAACCUGCAAACAAUUAUGACAGCGAGAAAGUGUAGGGUCGUCGGUUUUUAAUAAAUAUCCAUGGCAAAAGGGCUGAGAAUGCCUCAGAAGAGAUCAAGGAGUAAAAAAGUAACCUCUUCCAAGAUGGCGACGCGCACUUAUGGCUGCUCGGCGCUCGCGAUUUGGAGAGAGGUGGGGGAGUCAGAAAUUGGAACUAUAGGAACGAGUCGGUACAAUUGCGUGUUUUUUAUUGGCCCUGCCCUGCUCCAAUUUUUCGUUCCGACGUUUUCUAUGCAAAUUAGUGCGCAUGGUUUCUCUUCUGCUGACAUCAGGCGCAUGUACAUAUACAUUCUAUGCAGACGUGAUUCUAUACUACUCUAACCUGGUAGCUUGCACAAAUUUUGUUAUGCAUAACAAUAGUUUUAUAUCGAAAAUAUAGUAGUGAAUUUUGUGAAAGAAUUUUGGAUUUUUAACCACUACAAUUUUAUAGUAGCAUUGGUAGCAUGUCUGUUUUAUUUAGGAAGUUGAUAAAUUCGCAUUCUGCAAGCUUGUUAAAAAGGUGUAUGCACCUAACAUCCAUACGCCCAUCAUAUGAAGGAGAAGGAAAAACUACUGUGACGCUUCUGAAUAAUAACUUUGACUAUGGGCUCAUGAUUGAUAAUAUUAGUCAACAUGGAUUUAUAUUAAAUAAUGGAGUAAGGAUCAUAGGACCUAUGGUCAUUUUUCCAAAAACUACGUUGAGUUGGAACAUUGCUGCAUCUCCUGACAUGAAUGAAGAGUCUUUUUCUCUGCUUUUGAAUCUUGAACCAAAACUGGAUAUUCUUGUCAUCGGAUUGGAUGAUGACUAUCCAUAUAAUGCCCCAUUCUUGCUGAAUCUUAAAGAUCUAUUCAAAAAACAUGAUAUUUCAACCGAAAUAGUGUCAGUUUUUAAAGCAUGUUCAACAUUCAACUUUCUCAAUGCUGAGAACAGAUAUGCAGCUGCAGCAUUGAUUCCUCCAAGAAUAACAUAUACUGAAGACGUGCUGCUACAAAGACCAAACCAAGAUCCAAAAAAGAUUCAAGUAGCUGACCGUAUGGAUAAAGACCCACUACUUUAUAAUUAUAAACAAAAUGAAGUUAGUUCACAGGUACUAGUACAAAAACAAAAAGAAUUCGAAGAAUCUUUGAGAGUGAGAUCUCCUUGGAGAAAGGAAGACAAACCAUACAAUAUACUAAAUGAUCAAAACACAACCUCACCACUUGGCAAAAAAACUAAAAAAUGACGAAAUUUUUUUGAACUAGCUUGUUGAAAAACUAUUGGAAGUGAAUAAUGUUCAUAAAUAUUUGCGAUUCAAAAUGUAAAUAUACAUAAGUUGUUGAUGCUCUAUUGUAAAGUAAUUAGUUACUAAAUACAUUUAUUUACGAUUUUUUUUGUCAAACUUUACUUUAUCAUAAAUCCAAUUCUUUUUUACAUGUGUACUUAUAGUUGUUAUUAAAUUCUUUGCCGGAAGAAGAGAAAUUGUUCAAUAAACCAGUUAUACAGUACGAUAAAAA
Nasonia vitripennis (jewel wasp) is the source of this 1602-nucleotide messenger RNA. RefSeq names its product NADH dehydrogenase [ubiquinone] 1 alpha subcomplex assembly factor 3. Bases 573 to 1331 code for a protein of 252 amino acids. The record is from RefSeq and is a predicted model, not a curated record. Gene Ontology annotation, cellular component: mitochondrial inner membrane. The transcript has 3 exons. Lineage: Eukaryota; Metazoa; Arthropoda; Insecta; Hymenoptera; Pteromalidae. Gene Ontology annotation, biological process: mitochondrial respiratory chain complex I assembly.